GGAGUUGCGAUAGUGCAGACUUUUUGCAGGAGGGGGAAGCGAAAAUCACGGAAUGUGACGGGUGUUGUUGACGUAGUGUAUUUGCUGGAUGGAUUACCGGGGUUCCAAUGGCCGCGUGGUCCCGUUUCUUGAUCACGCCCUCUCUGGAUCAACCCGUCGACGGUGGAAUAUCUCUUGUCAGAAUCUAAACACAAAUGGCCGCCGUCCCGCACUUCCCCAGACCGCGUGGACGCAUGGGCUCUUGAUCCUGAAAACCCAUCUGAUAACCAGACUCCUAGCGUCCGCCCAGAUGCGUUCCGAAUUCGCUUCCGCCCUCGGCCUCUUGGCCGGCCUGCUUACGGUUACCGAACCGGUAUCGGCUCGGCCGGACAUAUACGCCCGUUCACAACAGAUCCGACGUCAAAACUCAGAAUGCGCCGAAGACCUAGCAGAUGUCUUGGAUAAUGCGCCGACAACAUCGAUGUCAUGGGGGGCCACGGCCUGCGAUUAUACCUCUACACUAUCAGGCUUAGAACUCUCCGUCACCUAUGCCUCAUUCAGGAGCCGAAUGUCUUCAUGGUACAGCGACGACCUCGAUGAUAUCACCAAGCUCGAAGCCAGCUGCACGCAGUAUACUUCCAUCUUUAAUGUCAUCCGGAACUGCUACGUGACUGGAGUCGUGCCGACCGCCGCCACAUCUACAUCAACAAUAGCAUCUUCAACGGUAGUUACUACUACGAGCACUGGGUCUGGAGGUAUUACUACGGCGACUGUGACAACAACAUCUACCCCUGACAGUGGAAGCGGCAUGGACGAUGGCGCGAAAGCUGGACUUGCCAUUGGUAUCAUCCUUGCUGUUCUUCUCCUGAUGUUCAUCGGAUACAAGUUCUUCAUGAAAUACCGUCAAAAGAAGUUAGCCGACGCCGCAGCAAUGUCAUCGAAUGGAAACAUCGGACCAGAGAUGGGAGUCGCAGCCGCCGGUGGAGCAUUGGUCGUCGCUGCUCUGGGAAGUACCAAGUCUCGACCAGAACAAAGCGAGGUAUAUGCCUACAAAUCGGAACUCAGCGGAGAGUCGAGGCCAAUGUCCGAACUCGAUCCACGGCCGAUAUCCGAGCUGGACCCAGCAGCAGCUGUUGCAGCCAGCGGGGCCACCGGCGUCCAUCGACAUGUCGCGGAGCUGGACCCCAACCCUCCGACCCAGCUGAGUGAGCUGCCAGCGGACAACUACGACCCAACCGCGACGACGAAUUCGCCUCCUCCGGCAUACGUAUCUCCGGUGACUGAUACCGGGACUCGUAACACGCUUUACUCGGUGGUCUCGCCGGUGUCCCCAGAGGCGAGUACGAUGCGAUCAUCAGGACUUGGAAUUUCUACAAUUUCAGAAGCAGACGUCUCGCAGAGCGGCGAUGGUAGUAGUGCAGGAGCGGCGAAUUCUGCUCCAACAACGCAUAAUGAGACAGUACAACAGGGAUGGGGCAGAGGGUGGAUGCAAAGGGACUGAACCAUCUGAAACGACGCUUCUGCCAGAGGUUGGGAUAUAUGAUAUUGGCCAUGAAGGUGAGAGCACAGGAAAAACUCUCAUGUGUGAGCAAUGAGCAGUAAAGGCCUGUCUGAGGCUCAUUCAGAGUGCCUAAAGUCAUCAAAUUUCUUGAAAUUCCUAUUCUCAAGGCGGCCUACCUACUUAUUAGACUGCCUACCAUUAGAUACCCUUCUACCUUAUUACACAAAAUGCUUCUCGUUUUAACUCGUG
This is a messenger RNA of Colletotrichum phormii, 1729 nucleotides long. RefSeq lists its product as uncharacterized. The transcript has a single exon. Bases 89 to 1480 code for a protein of 463 amino acids. The record is from RefSeq and is a predicted model, not a curated record. Lineage: Eukaryota; Fungi; Ascomycota; Sordariomycetes; Glomerellales; Glomerellaceae.